Messenger RNA from Drosophila innubila, 1420 nucleotides. RefSeq names its product nucleoporin Ndc1. The coding region runs from base 1 to 1368 and encodes 455 amino acids. Gene Ontology annotation, molecular function: protein-macromolecule adaptor activity. The record is from RefSeq and is a predicted model, not a curated record. Gene Ontology annotation, biological process: nuclear pore organization. Lineage: Eukaryota; Metazoa; Arthropoda; Insecta; Diptera; Drosophilidae. The transcript has a single exon. Gene Ontology annotation, cellular component: nuclear pore transmembrane ring; spindle pole body.
AUGCACCAGCGGACGCCCAUUUGCCACAGCUCGUGGCAGGUGUAUGUCAUGCAGGAAGUGCCACUUAAGCUGUGCCUCCUGACCGUGCACAUCAGUUUGAGCUACUACAGCUGUGGCUUAUAUCUCAGCAACUUGGCUAAAAUGGAUAUGAAUUUGGACAUGAGUUCAACCAGCCGCUAUCUGAUGUUGAGUAGUGUCUUCUGUGGCUUCUACCACUUUCUGGCCGAGCAUCUCUGCCGGAACUGUGAAAUAUGGCCGUUGCCAGUGAUCCGAGUAAAACAAAUCAAAUUCCGAAUGUAUUGGAUGAAAUGGCCCAACAUCUGGCAAGGCCUUCGUAAAAGUGCAAUCCCAAUGCUGAUCGUUUCCUUAUUUUACUGGCACAGUUGGCAAGUGUUCUAUCAAUCCUGUUGCAUCAACACAUUGAUCACAGUUAAGCUGCAUGAAAUCAAAAGCAUCUACGGAGCUAUGAUGCUUCGCAAGUUGCCAUUAACGCUUCGAAAUAAGACUCGGUAUCGGCAACGGCAACGGAAAUUGCCGUUGAUCUUGGCCCUGAGCACAACUUCUUUACACGGCUUUCAGCUGCAAGUGGCUAAGGACUUUUAUCAUGACAUGGCCAACAAAAGGAGUAGGGAAUGUCGCCAGCUGUUUAAGCUGGAUAAAUUUAAGCUCAAACAUAGCAAUAACUGGAAACGUGUGCGAAAUGUUCUUCUGGGCAGAAUUAAGUAUUUUAUGCGUAAACUCGAACAAUAUCUGGAACUGACACCCGUCGUUCGGAAACCAACUCAUCGUCUUCAUUCCAAUAUGCGUCCAUUAAUGCUCAGUCCACCAAAGACUACGAGACACUUUAGCUGCCGAUCCCGUGACAAUCAGCCUUUUUGCCAGCCCUGGGCAGCCAACUCCGAGUCCUUUUUGUGGCUGUGGUUUCAGCGAAAGCUAUGUAGUCUGAAUGGCCUGUUUAAUAACUACCUGAUGCAUAUUGCCAAGAGCUGGUCAUCACAGAACUACUUGGAGUACGAGCUCAACUGUGGCCUUUCACUUAUCUGGCUGAUUCAGGGACUUGUCCGUAUUUGCAUACGUUCCCUUAAGGAGGACAAAUAUGGCAUACUCCAAGCGGAUCUGGAGCGAAUCUUUCAGUUGCUGAUUGAGCUAGAAAGGUUGCUCUACUCGGCUGACAAACUCCAAAAGUACCCAAGUGCUAGUCUAGCACUGCUCUUACCUGCAACUUCCCGAUCUAUAAACAGAUUAAUAUACCACUUUAAGCCGUAUUUGAAUUUUAUUGUUAAGGAUGAGAAUCUACUAAAAGAACUGCGGAGCCGGCAAAAGAUUUAUCAUAACAAGCGUUCCUUUUAUAAUGUUUCAUCUGUUUAGUUUUCAUUUGAUUAAUUUCUAUUUAACCAUUUUAUAUUCAUUUGCAUCUUAA